This is a messenger RNA of Moneuplotes crassus, 803 nucleotides long. The record is from the annotation of a GenBank genome assembly. NCBI's taxonomy places the organism in Eukaryota, Ciliophora, Spirotrichea, Euplotida, Euplotidae.
GGAAUGUCAACUCCUAACAAAGCAAUGUUGCAUUCAAAUAGAAGAUCGCUUAAAAUUUCAAAAUUUCCUUCACUUAAAACUAAAACAACAACACAACAAAUGCAGAAGAUAAAAGGAACUAUCAACAACAAAGCUCCUAAGAUCCCUCUACAUCUGAUAGAACAACGGAAGAAGGCUCAGAUAAAACUUGAAAAGACUCAGCAGAUCCAGAGAGAGAAUAGGAUAAUGAUGCAAUAAAAAUGUUAUUGAUCGAUAUGAAAGUGGGCAGUGAACUACAUCCGAAAAGAAUAAAGAAAACCCUUCCUCCCAAGCCACCUGGAAAAACACUUAAUCGAGCGAGACGAUAUGAGGUUUUGGUCAAGAUAAAUGAAGAGAACAGGCAUAUUAUGAGCAGACUUCAGAAUGCUAAAAGUGUGUAUAACGUUAAUAAGUGGGAGAAAGAAAGGAAAGAGCAUAAUAGAAUGGUCAAACGUCUUUCUUCUACUAGCGGAAGAGUCUCUACCCAUCCUCAUUUUGCAUCAAAUGAUAAAUUUAAAGAUUCUUGCAAAAGAAGAAGAAGACCGAAAAGCCAGAGUAAGGCAAAAUUAGAUUAUGAUCCGAGAGUAACCAUUGCUAAAAGACCUAAAAGAAAGAAAAGGAUUAUCAGGCUGAAACCAAAAUAUACUGUAAACGAUAGUCUAAAGAACUCUUCCUUCCAUAAGCGUGAUGAUAUGGCUAAUACUCACGAAGGCUCUCUUGAUAAUAGAAGUUAUGACCGGAGUCCGAUCAAUUUGAACACAAAGUUUUCAGGAGAAACUAUAUAA